This is a messenger RNA of Oncorhynchus gorbuscha (pink salmon), 5033 nucleotides long. Its product is annotated as ubiquitin-conjugating enzyme E2 Z. Gene Ontology annotation, cellular component: nucleus. Lineage: Eukaryota; Metazoa; Chordata; Actinopteri; Salmoniformes; Salmonidae. Gene Ontology annotation, molecular function: cysteine-type endopeptidase inhibitor activity; ubiquitin conjugating enzyme activity. Gene Ontology annotation, biological process: negative regulation of apoptotic process. The transcript is spliced from 7 exons. The coding region runs from base 359 to 1549 and encodes 396 amino acids. The record is from RefSeq and is a predicted model, not a curated record.
AAGUGGUUAUGGAAAACAGAAGAAAAAGCUAACCGAUAAACAGGCUGAAUCCGCAAACUGCGUUGAUGACUGGCAAACUGAGAAUUUGUGACGGGUAAUAUAUUAUAGCGUUAACUUUUCGACUGACUGUUUGUAGUUUUAUAUGACAUAGCUAAACACGAUUAGCUACUUUUAGAGGCGAGAAGAAAGGCAUACAAUGCCGUGGGAGUGCUUUUUCUCAUCUUCGCCUCUCCUUGCUCGUCUUCCUCAUUUAACGACUGCGUGAGGACGGACUCAAAACAAGAAACUGCUGUAUCGACAAAUGUCAACUGUAGCUAGCAAGCUAGCUAGCUGUAACCUGAACAAGUGUUAAUUUACAAUGGCGGAUAGCGUAGGAGAGGUUGCUAAUGGUGAAAUUGGGUUAGGUGUUGGUAGUCAGGGAAAUGGAGCUCCGUUGUUACCUAGUUUGGGUAAUUCUCUGCCGGGCCACUCGACGAGUGGAGCUAACCUGGCCUCACCACCUCCUGCAGCGGCCGCAGAGACUGGCCUAGCUGUCAUGUCCCCUGGAGCCACAACCACCUCAACCGUGGUGACUGGGAGCGGGUUUGGAGGUGCAGGUGUUCUUAGCGCUGUAGUGGGCUCUGCCAUUCCAAUACCCCUCUACUCGGCCACCAAUGCUCUGCCAGGCGGUAUCGGUUUGGGGGUGGCCGGAGCAGGCCUCUUGUCCCAAAUUCAUGCAACGUCCUGGGACCCAACACUAAGUACCGACUGGGACAACGAGAAGACGUCCCAGCAAUGCAUUCUCCGAAUCAAAAGGGAUAUAAUGUCCAUCUAUAAGGAGCCUCCCCCGGGUAUGUUUGUGGUUCCUGACCCUCAUGACAUGACUAAGAUCCAUGCCCUCAUCACAGGACCCUUCGACACGCCCUACGAGGGAGGCUUCUUUCUUUUCCUGUUCCGCUGCCCCCCGGACUACCCCAUCCACCCCCCACGGGUCAAGCUCAUCACCACCGGCCAAAACACUGUGCGCUUCAACCCCAACUUUUACCGUAACGGCAAAGUAUGCCUCAGCAUCCUCGGGACUUGGACAGGGCCAGCAUGGAGCCCAGCCCAAAGCAUCUCCUCCGUUCUGAUCUCCAUCCAGUCUCUGAUGACUGAGAACCCCUACCACAACGAGCCAGGCUUUGAACAGGAGAGACACCCGGGAGACAGCAAGAACUACAAUGAGUGCAUCCGCCAUGAGACCAUGCGCGUGGCUGUAUGUGACAUGCUGGAUGGGAAGGUGCCCUGUCCAGAAGCCCUGUGGAGUGUGAUGGAGAAAUCAUUCCUGGAGUACUAUGACUUCUACGAGGGAGUCUGCAAAGAGAGACUUCACCAGCAGGGACAGAACAUGCAGGACCCUUUUGGGGAGAAGAGGGGUCGCUUCGACUACCAGGGCCUACUGGCACGCCUGAGCACCACCCAGAGGCGCAUUCGGGAGAAGUGCCCACCGGAGGACAACGAUGACCACUCAGACUCUGACACCAGCUCCUCAGGCACGGACCCAGAUAGCCAGGGCAGCUCCCAGCCUUAGUCACAAGAUGGCGCCACACUACCUUUCUUUUUCAGUCUCCCCCUUUCUGUUUUUGCAAGAUGGUUUUGGCUCAAGUGGGAUGUUGAGGGGAAAGGCCUGAUUUCAGGAAGCACUUAUGAUACAAAGGCAGGAGAUAGCUUAAUGUCUGUUUUGAUUGGUCCCCCCCCCCCCCCCCCAAUGACUGCCUUUUAAUUUGUUUCCCCCAGCUAUUGUAAGUUAACAAUGCCAGUCUACACAUAGAUGGUGUUGGGAGUUUGGCUUGUAGAAAUGGACACUGUUUUUUUUUAAAGCAAUUUGUCAUAGAUUCUGCCUUUUUGUCUUUGUUUUCCCAUGCCCGAUUGGAUUAGGAAGGAGCGGUGAAAUCUGAGAUUGACCAUUCUCAAUAUUCAGUCUGUACAACCACAUCAGUCGUCUUAAUCAAAUCACCAAACUUCUAUUCAUUCAUACAUUGGUACACACACCUCAGACUAUCCAUUUCUAAAGUCCCAUUGUCUCAUGUUCUUUCCUUAAUCUGAACAGUACUUAAUAAAAUAAUGAACCAAGUCAUAAUUACAUUAUGAAUUCAUAAUGAAUUGCAUUAGUAAAAAUAAAAAACACCUCCAGUAAUGCCUAGUACAAAAUAUGUACAGUUGCGGGCACAUAUAUUGGCACCUUUGCACUUUACAGUGGAAAAGAUUGUAAUAUUUAUUAUUUUCAAAACUGGUUGGAUAGCUAUUUUUCCCUGUAGGCACUUGCAACUUAUGACAAGUGAGGAAAAAUUACACCAUCUCUUGCCUCUAACCACAUUUUUUUGAAUUUUCAAUAAUGCAGUCAGGCCAUAUUUUGACUUUUUUAUUUUAUUUUUUAUCAAAAUUUCAGUUUCAUAACAUUUCUCGGUCCUUUGCAGAUACAAUUAUACAAUUAUGUGUGAAGUUUUUUUUUCUCUACUUAUUUGAAGAAAUAGUGAAUCGUUCGAGGGUGCCAAUAUAUCUAAUGUAUACAGCGAGAGAGUUUAUUGUGGUCUAUGUGGGGAGUUUCUUAAAAUAAUUUUCCAUUGACUGACUGCUAAAGCCUGCAUGGAAAGUUAUUUUUUUUUAAAUUUUUCUCUGCAUGAAAACAAAUCUCAAUGUUUGUUCAUGAUUAUCAUUGCGCUCUAUGUAGUGUUGUGGAUUUCACCUUCAAGAGAUAAGCUUAAGCUAAAUGGUGGAGUCUAUGGACAUUAGGUUUGGGGUCACUACAAAACGUUUAGAAAGAUGGAUUUGUCAUUUGACCUGUCCCAUUUAACCAAUGCCACAUUUUCCAUUGCAUUUUUCAUUGAAGGCAGUGGACUGGUGCCUCUUCAGCUCUAUAUAGCGGAGUCAGCCGGUACCAAACAGGCACAGACCUGUUUGUUAGAUCUCCACGGUGUCACCGUUUCAGUCAUCUGAAAGCCACCACCAGGAUUUUCAAACGAGCCACGGGAAAUGUUUUAUGAUGGUAACAUAAAUACCAGAGACACCUGCUUCGAUGCCGUGACAACUUUCAUUCAUUGAGAGUUUCUGUAGAUUGGUUUGUAGAAUGAUUUUAUGUUGGUUUGGCUGUUUUUAAGCACUAAAUGUUCUACAUUGGCUUACAUAUAUGGUGUCUGAAGUGCGUUCCACAGGUUGAAACAGUCUUAAGAUACAAGUUCAAUAUAAACCUAACCUGGCAGUAACACUGACAACACAAACUUGAAAUGGACUUAAAGUGAUCGAGGAUUUUUUUUUUUUUAAGUAUGAGAAACCGUAUGACCCGUUCUAAACAGUGGUCUUGUCUGCUGUAAGGGGUCAAUCUUAUUUUUUCAUAUUGAUGUAAAGUUCUUAUUCUCGCUUUGAAAGACGUUAAGCCUUAUCGAUACUUCUUCCCGAGCCACAAUUGUUUUCAGUCUCUGAAUUGUCCCCCUUCAAAGUGUCACGAAACAUUGCCUAUCAGCCUGGGCAGCUCACCAAUAACCUCUAGUGAGGCCUCAGCGGCUGUUCAGCGGAUAGGGGGCUAAACACCUCUACCGUGUCACUUGGUUUGUAGUCCUGUCUAGCAAGAUGCAACAAAUAAUUAUACUGUCUUCAGUCUUUAUUGCAUUUUGGAACUACCCACUCAGGAUACAACAAAACCUCUUGCUUUAAUUGCCUGUCUGGACCACAAUCUACUGUCUAAUUAAGGAGGCCAGCUCCAAUGCAGAGUGGCACCCAAACAGGACUCGACCACACCCUUCUUUUCCUUCUCAUGGACAUGUUUUUCUAUUCCCUCCCAUCUGGGUGCAUUUCUGCUCACUUCUCUCAGUCGACAGGGACUGGGACUUCCUCUCACAGGAAAAAAUGUUGGAUUUAAUAGAUCUAAUGUUUGAGAGUACUUGUAACUUUGUUUGCAAAGUUUGAAAAAAAAAAAGGUUAAAAUGUAUGACUCUACUGCAAAUGAAAAUAUUAAAGCAAAGAUACUACUGGCCAGCUCCACUGCAAAGGAUUAGGUGUGAGAUGCUCAAUGUAGCGACCAGUCAGUUUGAAGCCUUGUUAUGGUUUGGUGUGUAUAUUCCUGUAUCAUUCUGAUGUGACCCGUCUAGUGUGUCCCUUGUCUGAUGGUUUAUUUUGGGUUUGUGUCCCCAACCCAGAGAUUCAAACUGAAUCGCUUUUAUUAAGGCAUCUUCAAUCCAUAAUGAUAUGGAUUUCCAUGUAGAUGUUUUCAGGAAGUGACUUAUGUAAAGUGUAAACUUCUAGAAUAAAUGUUGGCCAUGACAUAGUAAAAGUAUAUAAUAAUUACAAAUGGGGAUACCUUAUCUGUCAGCCAUCUCAAUGAGAUAAGUAACAUUUGUAUUGAGUCCCAUUGCGUUAGAUGUCUCAUAGUAUGUCCGACCUUCAAUCUAUGUAAUUUCUUAUGAGAUGAGUGUGACACUAUAAUACUGCACCUUUUCCCCAAGAUUGAAUUUAGGACUUGGGAUGGUGUAGAGUAGACCACAUUGCUUCUUAGAUGGCUACCAGCAAUGUACAGGGCUGCUAAACCUAGCUGCCACAGAGCUGCUGCUCUACGACAGGGUUUCCCCGAACUCUGUCUCGCCCCCACACCCCCUUGUGGUGCACAUUUUGGUUUUUGCCCCAGCACUACACAGCUGAUUCAAAUAACCAACUCAUCAUCAAGCUUUGAUUAUUUGAAUCAGCUGUGUAUUGCUAUGGCAAAAAACUAAACGUGCACCCAGGGGGUGGCCCCCAGGACGGAGUCUGGGAAAUCCUGCUCUACUGUACAUUCCCACAGGGGCGUUCAACACUCUAAUGGCCAUUCAUUCUGUCUCAGUCAAUGGUAAGUGAAUGGUUUACAUUUUUGAGUUGACAAUAUGUGGGACCCAUUUUAGGCCUUGACUCAACGUUCCAGGCCAAGGCAUUAGUCCCAAAACUUUGACUGCCACGUUUAUGCAAGAAUAUUUUCAUCUGAUUUAAUUUCUGUUUUCAUUAUAUUGUAUAUGUAAAAAAAAAAUACUAAUAAAAUCUACAAAUGGCUA